This is a messenger RNA of Danio rerio (zebrafish), 1406 nucleotides long. The record is from RefSeq and is a predicted model, not a curated record. Lineage: Eukaryota; Metazoa; Chordata; Actinopteri; Cypriniformes; Danionidae.
UGUGUGUUUUGUACUGAUCUGUGCUCGACAUGUUUAGUCUGAGAUGCUUGGUGAUCGAUAGUAAUGCCUUGACUGAACACUAGGGGGAGAGCUCGCGGUUUUUCUCCAAUACACAUAAAGUCAGAAGUGGAGAAACAUCUGAGUGUGUCUGGUAUUUAUUAGUAAUUCUCUCCCCUGUUUCAGAGAAACACAUAAAGAUGGCGUUUAUUAAAGAGGAGAGUGAAGACAUCAAGAUUGAAGAAACAUUCACAGUCAAACAUGAAGAGACUGAAGAAGCUUUUAGAGUCAAACAUGAAGAUCCUGAGGAACAAACAGAUCGGAUUGUGCCGGAAGAGAAGAGCGAAGAGAGUUUGGAUCAGCAGGAAAACCUCAGUGUUCACACUGGAGAGAGUCUGUACACCUGCCCUCAGUGUGGGAAGACGUUUAUACAUAGACACUCCUUUAAUGCCCACAUACUAAUUCACACUAAAGACAAGCCUCACAACACCUGCGCUCAAUGCGGAAAGAGUUUCGUACACAAGAAAUCUCUCAAUGUCCACAUGAGGACUCACUCCGGAGUGAAGCCGCACGUCUGCUCGCAGUGUGGAAAGAGCUUCUCAUACAAACACUGUCUGAAUGCGCACGUAAGAAUCCACACCGGAGAGAAGCCGUUCAGCUGCCGGCAGUGUGCAGAGAGCUUCACUCAUCAAGGACAGCUCCAGCUCCACAUGAAGACUCACACUGGAGAGAAACCGCCCGUCUACACCUGCCAGCAGUGCGGGAAGAGCUUCGGCACCAUCACAAUCCUCAAAGUCCACAUGUUGAUCCACGCCGGAGGGAAGCCGUUCGGCUGUGAGCAGUGCGGGAGACGCUUCAGUCACAAGUCACUGCUUAAAAACCACCUGAAAGCCCACGCUGGAGAGAAGCCGUACACCUGCCCUCAGUGCGAGAGGAGUUUCUUAUAUAAAGGCUCUCUCAAUGACCACAUCAGAAGUCACACCGGAGAGAAGCCGUUCGCCUGUUCACAGUGUGGAAAAGGUUUCGGUAGAAAUGGAAACCUGAAAGUCCACAUGAGGAUCCACACUAGAAAGAAACCCUAAACAUGUCGACGUUGUGGAAUUUGUUUUGGAAUAUAAUACACCUUGUGAAUGUUAAAGGUUGAUUUAUAUUUGCAUCGAGUGCACACAGAUGACGCACACCCUUCAUCGUGACUGACUCUGAUGUGUAGCGCACGCUCUGUGAUUGGUAGCGGUGGAGACUCUGGGCGGGGCCGUGUGGUUAACAAGUGUCGAAUCCCACUGAAGAGCUCAAGAUGGAUAUUUUUGAGCAUGUGUAACCCCCGAUGGUCCUACACCACCCAGAGCUGGGAUUGAACCGACGACCUUCCGCAUGCGAGUCGGUUGCUCUAACAAGAGACCAUGGCCUCU